This is a messenger RNA of Thrips palmi, 1337 nucleotides long. RefSeq names its product glycerol-3-phosphate phosphatase-like. Gene Ontology annotation, molecular function: phosphatase activity. The transcript is spliced from 6 exons. Gene Ontology annotation, cellular component: cytoplasm. Lineage: Eukaryota; Metazoa; Arthropoda; Insecta; Thysanoptera; Thripidae. The record is from RefSeq and is a predicted model, not a curated record. The coding region runs from base 152 to 1147 and encodes 331 amino acids.
AGCAGUAGUGGUGGUGCCCUAUGCCCGUGCCAGUCUCUCUACGCCCCUCGAAGCGGCUCCGGACUCCCCGGACUGCACUUCGACGGCGACUGCGGCAGGCAGUGGGCCGGCGAGCAGUGGAGUCCGAGCCCCAUUCUCCUGGACAGUGGCCAUGUUGACGUCCACCACGAACACGGCCGUGGUGGCGGCCGCGGCGGUGGCGGUCGGCAUGGUGGCCAUGGUCGGCGUCGUCGGCGCCAAGAGGCGGAGGAAGAGGCCCAUCAAGCUCACGAAGGACAACAUUCAGUCCUUCAUGAACCAGAUAGAUGCAGUAGUGUCCGACUGUGACGGCGUCAUCUGGUCUAUUGGGAAGACUGCGGUUCCCAAUUCGAGGGAAGCCAUGGAUUGCCUUAAAGCCGCCGGAAAGAAAGUUCUUUAUGCCACCAACAACUCUGUAUUAGGACCGUUGGAAAAGUUCAGAAGAUUUGGUUACGACGUCAAACCAAAUGAAGUAGUCCACCCGUCCAUGGCACUCACGAGCUACUUGAAGAAAAUCAACUUCCAGAAAAAGGUGUUUGUCCUGGCCGUGGAGCGCUUCAAGGAUGAAAUGCGUCGGGGUGGCAUCCGCGUACUACCGGACACUAAAACCGGUACGCUUGUAGAGGAAACCUUGGAAAGUAUUUUAGAAAACAUUGACCCCGACCCUGAUGUUGGUGCCGUCGUGGUGGACUUGGAUAUUAAUUUGAGCUACACGGAUCUCAACAAGGCUGCCAACUACCUGCUCAAACCAGACUGCCGUCUUUACGCAGGGGCAACCGACACAGCGGUCACAUUCGAUGGGGGCAGGGUGGUUGUUGGCCCUGGUCCCUUUUUGCAAAUUCUAGAAGAUAUUACCGGUAAGAAAGCCGAAAUGUUUGGCAAGCCCGGACCCUUGAUGGUGACACACUUCCUCAAGGAUGAACACAACCUUAACUUGCAUCGGACGGUGUUUGUGGGCGACACCCUGGUGCAGGACAUGGGCGUCGCAAACACGUGUGGGAUGGUGAAGCUGCUGGUCCUCACCGGCAUGACGAAGCUGCGUGACUUGAACACGUGCCCGCCGGAGUUGAUUCCGGACUACAUCAUCGACUCGGUCGGCGAUUUUGUCGAACUACUCAAGAAGGAUUAGCGGUGUGCCGGCGUGCCCCCAGGAGACCGGCAAACAGACAACUGCCCGAUACCAAAUAUCUUUUCCCUACUCCACUCACAGAACAGAAAUGUCCAGCUACGCCUGAUAUUGGAGCCUUAUUAUUUCAUUUCCUAUGUGUAUUUGAUCAAAGUACAAAGAAAAUGACAUUAAAAAAAAUAUUGCACCGUGA